Molecule: messenger RNA, 3579 nt
Organism: Anopheles cruzii
Lineage: Eukaryota; Metazoa; Arthropoda; Insecta; Diptera; Culicidae
Product: latrophilin Cirl-like
Exons: 3
Coding region: 55-3579 (1174 amino acids)
Cellular component (GO): membrane
Molecular function (GO): G protein-coupled receptor activity; carbohydrate binding
Source: RefSeq, a predicted model, not a curated record
GGGGCGGUAGCGCCGAAGUACGAGACGGCGUACGCGUGCGAAGGCAAAACACUGAUGAUCGAGUGCGAGAACGGGGACCUUAUUAACCUGAUCCGCGCGAACUACGGGCGGUUCUCGAUCACGAUCUGCAACGACCACGGGAACGUGGACUGGAGCGUCAACUGUAUGUCGCCCAAGAGCCUCCGGGUGCUGCACGCCAAGUGUGCGCAGCGCCAGAACUGCUCGGUCCUUGCGUCGACCGCCACGUUCGGCGAUCCGUGCCCCGGGACGCACAAGUACCUGGAGGCGCACUACCAGUGCGUGUCGGCGGCGGCCGCCUCAACCACCACCAACCGGCCGAGCCCACCGUGGCUCAAGACGUCGCAGCCGAUCGUCUGGAGCACCUCGACCGUCCGCAGCCCGGUUCUGAACCGGAUCAACCUGACGGCGGCCGCCGUCACGGUAGCCGGCGUCGCUACUAGCGGCGGCGCCGUUACGGCCCGCCCCGCCAGCGUCGGUGGCAAGAUGCCGGGGGUGCUGCUGCAACCCGCACCGGCACCACCAUCCGCGACCACCACGUUCCGCAGCAAGGCAUCGGCGGAAGCGAAGAACGAGGAGGACGACGGGGCGGACCUGUUCCCCACGCAGACGGCCGUCUUGUCGGGGGUUUCCCCAGGAUCCCGGCGGAAACCGGAGACUGUCGCCCCGCCCGAUGGCCCGUCGCUGACGACGACAAACGUCGUGUCCGUGGGCUCCGGUAAUCCGCCGAAUCCGGUCAUCGAUGUGAGCCACGCGUGUGGCCCGAGCACCGCCCGGAACCUGUUCUGGAACGUGACGCGCGUCGGCGAGGUCAACGUUCAGCCGUGCCCGGGCGGCGCCACCGGGAUCGCCAAGUGGCGCUGCGUUGCGCUCGGUUCGCUCACCGCCGAGCAGCGCGUCCACCUGCAGCAGGAACACCACCAGCAGCAGCAGCAGCAGCAGGGUGGUGAGGGGCCGCCCGCGGCCCCCGACGGCCCACUGGCGCUGGCCGAUGGCAACAAAGGUGAUAUUAGUUUUAGUGGUGGCCCCGGCGGCGAUGAAUCGGCGACGACGAGGGACAUUGAAGAGCUGGCGACCUGGUACGCGUACCAGCCGGACCUGACGCAGUGCCGCAGUCUGUGGCUGAACAAUCUGGAGGUGCGCGUCCAGCAGCCGGAAUCGUCGCUCAUCUCGAUCGCGAACGAUCUGGCGCAGGUGACGAGCAGCAAGACACUGUACGGCGGCGAUAUGCUCGUUGCGACCAAAAUCGUGCAGACGAUGGCGCAGCGGAUGCACCACGACAUCGAGACGAUCCCGGACCAGCGGCAGCGGGAGGCGCUCGUGUUCGAGCUGCUCAACAGUGUGGUGAAGACGGGCAGCAAUCUGCUCGAUCGCUCGCAGCACGCCAGCUGGCUCGAUCUGAGCGUGGAGGAUCAGAUGCGGGUCGCGACCUCGCUGCUGACCGGGCUCGAGGACAGUGCGUUCCUGCUGGCCGACACGAUCCUGCGUGAGAAGCACGUGGUGCAGAAGGUGAAGAACAUCCUCAUCUCGAUCCGGGUGCUCGAGACGCGCAACUUUGCCCGCCCGCAGGAACUCUUUCCGGACUCGGCGACCGAACGGUGGCAGGUGAGCAGCGAUCAGAUCGAGCUCCCGAAGGCGGCCCUCAUCGAGAACAGCGAAGGGGGGUUGGUGCGCAUCGUGUUCGUCGCGUUCGAUCGACUCGAGCAGAUCCUGCGCCCGCAGUUCACCAACAUCCAGCAGCAGCAGCAGGCGGGUCAGGGUGCCCAGCAGCAGCAGAAGGUCAACUCAGCCACCGGAGGUGGUGGUCUCCCGGACCUGGCGGCGUCUGGUUCGUCCGGGGGCGGUCCGUUCGGUGCCACGCGAACCGAUUCGGUAGCCACGACCCUAGCGAGUCAGCAGCAGACUGCGCAGGCGCAUCAGCACUACCAACCGCCCCGGUUGCGGCUCCUGAACAGCAAGGUCAUCUCGGCCAGCCUCGGCAAGGGCCGGCACAUCCAGCUGUCGCAACCGAUCCGGAUGGUGUUGCGGCACCUGCGGACGAAGAACGUGUCGAAUCCGACGUGCGUGUUCUGGAACUACAUCGACCACGCGUGGUCGGAGGACGGAUGCCACGUGGAGCGCACCAACCAGACGCACACGGUUUGCGUGUGUAAUCACCUGACGAACUUUGCGCUGCUCGUGGACGCACUGGACGAGACGCAACUGUCGCUGCUGUCGAUCAUCGACGACGACCUGAAGCUGUUGAUCUACGUCAGCGUCGCCAUUCUGAUCGUGAUCGCCGUCGUGGCCCUGUUCGCCCUCAAGCUCUUCGGCGGUGUCUUUACGAAGCUGCGCCACGGAGGGGCUGGUGGUGGCGCCGGCGGCUUGGGCGGCGAUUCGGACCAUCACCCGGUGGCAUCGGCGGGUGGUGUAGUCGUCCGCGGCAUGAUGGACCGCAGUGGCGUCGGCGACGGAGGGGGGCUAUCGAUCUCGGGGCCCGGCACGGCCCGGCUACACCACCACCAUCAUCACCUUCACCACCAUCACAACAACAACACCGGUGGCGGCGGUGGCGAUCUGCAUCACCCGAGUCACCAUCACCUACUGCACCACCAUCAUCUGACAGCGGCGGCAGGGGGAGGUGGGCAGCCGCCCCCGGGUGGGACGACCAUCGGACAUCACCAUCUACUGGCGGACGACUUCCAACAGCAGGCGGCGGCCGGGGUGGGUCCGACGUUGGGUGUCAACAACCUGCAUAAUCACCACGCGAACAAUCUGGUCGCCAGCAACAACAACAACAACCAUCACCUGGUGACGACGACCUUCAACAACCUGAAUGGGGGUCGGGCGGGCGGCGGAAGUAGCUGCUCCCCGUCACCGCCCGGCAUUGGCGGCUACGAGCACCAUCAGCAGCAGCAGCACCCGCCGCAGCAGCAGCAUCUGGUGUCGCGGCUCAACAACAAUCAGCAGCACCGGCAGCAACAGCAACAGCACCACCAGCAGCAGCAACAACCUGCAUCACCAGCAGCAGCAGCCGGCACCGGCUCACCAUCAUCCCUUCAGCAGCAGCAGUACCACCACCACCACCAACCGGAAGCUGCCGCAACCGCCGCUGGUGCCAUCCUCCUACAAGGUCUCGGCGGCGUCGGCAGUGGCGGCCCACCACCAGCAUCAUCUCUAAUCGCGUCCACCUCGCUGAUUACGCUCGCCGGCGGCGGCGACGGAGCACACCACCAUCGUAGUGUGGACAACGGUAGCAGCAGUAGCGACCGCAGCAGCAGCAGCGAACUCGGCGGUGCACUGGACACGGCGGCAGCAUCGGUUGGGUCGGGUGGUCACCACCAUCACCUUCACCAGGGGAGCAUCGGCAGUAGUGCCUCGACGUCGGCGACGGCGGCGGCAGCCGCGGCCAACGCAUGCGGUACGAUCACUUCCUCCGCGUCGUCGACCGCCAGUGCCAGUGCGCCGUUACUGCACCACCACCAACACCUUCUGUACCACCACCAUCUGCAUCACCCAUCGACGGGGCCGGGUGCCGAUGGCCGAUCGGCCAUUCCCGUGCCGAGCAAGCGGAACAUUUAG